GCGUAACUGUGGGCGCACAUGUGCACCUGCCUCUUGGAGAGAAGGAUAUCACACUUUAUUAUAUUAGAUUAUAUUACUUUAAAUUAUUACAGAAAGAAAGACCAAAGUCUGAAGGAGAAUUGAACUUUUGCUGUUGGGAAACAGAGGCACCAACUAAUACUGAUCAUCCACUGGAGCAGAACAACUUUUACUGUCAUGGCUCCUAGCUUGGCCCAGGCGUACAGGAGGAGGUGGUGGAUGGCCAUUACAGCCAUCAUAGAGAACCUGCUCUUCUCAGCUGUUCUGUUGGGUUGGGGCUCACUACUCAUCAUGCUGAAGAAUGAAGGCUUCUAUUCCCACCUUUGCAUUGAUAAUGAGACGGUCAACACUAACGUGACGUCCUUGGAGAGCGGCGUUUGGCAGAGUUGUGUGGAGCAGGAAGAGAUAUUGAAUCUUGGCUUCACCAUUGGCUCGUUCCUCUUAAGUGCAGCCACUUUACCCCUGGGGAUCUUAAUGGAUAGAUAUGGGCCCAGACCAUUAAGGCUCGUUGGCAGUUCAUGUUUUGCAGCCUCCUGUGCAAUUAUAGCUGCUGCUGCGUACAACCCUGAAGUGUUGUCAGUCCUCAUUUUCCUCGCUGUCUCCUUUAAUGGCUUCGGAGGAAUCUGUCUGACCUUCACCUCACUCACACUGCCAAACAUGUUUGGGAAUCUACGAUCAACCAUCCUCUCCCUUAUGAUUGGAUCCUAUGCUUCUUCAGCCGUUACCUUCCCUGGUGUCAAGUUGAUCUAUGACCUUGGCGUGUCGUUCCGUGUCAUCAUGUGGGUUUGGUCUGGUAUGGCCUGCAUGGUUUUCCUCAACUGCCUCCUGAACUGGCCUGCUGAAUCCUUCCCUGCACCCGAAGACAUCAGAUAUACUAAAAGGGUGAAGAUGAGUGGGGUUGUGACAGAGGACAAGAUAACUGGAGAUAGGUACGUCACUCAUGUCAACCUCAUGGAAGACAUGAUGGAGGGCAAGAAGCCAGAACCCGAUCAGACAGACUCACAAAGCAGAGCCCAGGGCUCCGUGCCGCUCUGUCAUUCUGUGUGCUCCCCUAUCUUGUUGUGGAGUCUCAUCACCAUGGCAAUGACCCAGCUGCGGCUGAUCUUCUUCAUGGGAGCCAUAAACAAGAUGGUGGAGUUUCUGGUCGCCCACGGCAACCCCGACCCCUCAGAAGAGCUGCAAAGGGAGGUGGAGGAACAAGUUGGUUUCUACUCUUCUAUCUUCGGUUCAAUGCAGCUGCUGUGUCUACUGACUUGUCCCUUGAUUGGUUACAUCAUGGACUGGAGAAUGAAAGAGUGUGAAGAGGAAAAUGCAAACACACAAACACAGAAGAGCCAAUCAGAUCCUCCAAAGAGAGACCGAAAGAUCCAGAAACUGACGAAUGCCAUGAGAGCUUUCAUCUUCACCAACCUUCUUUUGGUCGCCUUUGGAAUAAUUUCCUUGAUUGACAACCUGCCCCUACAGGUGGUGUCAUUUGUUCUGCACACUAUAGUGAGAGGAUUUAUCCAUUCCUGCUGUGGGGGCCUCUAUGCUGCUGUGUAUCCAGCCAACCACUUUGGGACACUGACCGGCCUGCAGUCAAUGAUCAGUGCUGCUUUUGCCUUGCUCCAACAGCCUUUGUUCAUAUUGAUGUUGGGACCCCUCCAUGGAGAUCCUUACUGGAUCAAUCUGGGCCUCCUCAUCUUCUCCCUGGCUGGCUUCCUGUUGCCGGGCUAUCUCUUCUACCACCGUAGAAACCUGAUAAAGGCAAAGAGCCAAACCAAUUUGCAUGCGGCUAAUGGAUACACACCAAAUGGACUUGCUGAUUAAGAUUAUUGACAGGAGUAAAUAGUGGUUGAUUUUUUUGUAAUCACUUUUCAGUAGAUUAUAAAUAUAAAAUAGAAGAUAUACUUGUAACCCACAUGUCAGACUUCUCAUUUAGAAAAAGAACUUUGAGGUGAUUCCAUCACCUAAAAAUGAUUGGCGGCGUCUCAGUGGUCAGCACUGUGGCUUCACAGGGGAGCCUUGUGUUUCAAAUUCAGCUCUGUUCUUUCUUCUGUGAUGUUUACAUGUUGUGCCCUGUUUAUGGGAGUUCACUUUCUCCACUUACAGCCUAAAUAACCUUUAAGUGAGAAUAAGUGUAUGUGUUAUGAACUGGUAAACUGCACACUGGGAAGAUUCUGCAUGCAAGUGCAUCAUUGAAUGUGCUUGUGUGUUAAUCAGUUAUAUUAAACACCAUAAAUGCAAGCCAAUAAAGCAAGUUUUAUCAUUUAAGUUUAAUUAGUGCCAAUUAGAGGAACGUCAUUUAUUACCCCAUAAGAUUAAGAGUAAUUGUUACCUAUGGCAACAGAGGAUGCUAUUCAACAGAACUUUCAUAUUCUUGCUUUGAGUUGUUAUAUUAAGAUAGCAGACUCAAAAAGUAUUAGAAAUUGUAGCCACAGUCACAGAUAUACCAAAUAUAUAUGACAAUGUACAGUGUAGGUGAUGAUUUCACUUGGUAGUUUCUGCUCUUGAAGAGGCUCCUUGUUGAAGGAAACAUGCUAUGAUGAAAGCAAGAAGCCCCAGAGGAAACAACCCUCAGGGAGUGUUACAAAUAGUCCCCCGGUGGGCAUUAAAUAAAGAGUUUGACAGUUGAAAUUCAGGGGGAAAUUCUAUUUAUUACCUUACUAAAAGUUAGAAAAAAUAAUGUCUUUGUGUACAUGUACUUGUUUAGUUAGAUAAGCUAGAUCUUAGCUUAGCUUAGUUUAGGAUACAAACUGAAAGCAGCCAGGAUAUGUCCACCUACUGACAUCGUGCUCAUUGUUGAGAUAAACUUGAAUGUUUGUUUGGUAACUGAAACAGAUGAAAGUUUUCCUUGAGGCUGCAGUUCAUCCUGACAGUGAAUUCAGGUCAUGUAUAGGAGUUGCACUAGCUCUUGGUUUACAUAGUUGUUUUUCUCUAUUUAUCUCUAUAAUCGCAACAGCUAAUGGAAAAUAUUGUAACAGAGAUAUAUUAAUUUAAUUCCUUUGUUUGUGGCUUUAAACUCUAAACUGGUGCCAGAUGUUUCUUAUACAAGACCCUUGAAUGUAACUUGACCCCGACUGAUGUUUAUUUAAUUCCCUGGAGAAUAUCAGCUCAUAAAAGUGAGAACUGGCAGGAAGUGUUUUCAUAAACAGAACAUUUGCUGCCCUUGCUAAAGCAAUCAUGAGCUCCCCUUAAAGGUACAAUGUGUAGAAUUUAGUGAUAUCAAAUGUUGAAAUGACAUGCUGCAGCUGAACACCCCUCACCUCACCCUCCCCUUCCAAACAUGAAAAAGAACCUGUGGUAGCUUCAGUUGUCAUAAAAACUCAAAAGGUGUUUAGCUUAGACUUCUUUCAAAGACAUGGCUGCCUCCAUAGAGAGGACCCCCUCGAUGUAAAUAUAAAAGUAUUUAAAUAUAAAGGGUAUUUUCUGGGGUAAAGAAAACUACAAUUCAUACAAUUUAAAUAUAAAGAACUAGUGAAAGCAUUAUGAGGGUUAUUCUACAUUAAAUUUCUGCCAAUAGUUCUCUUUCACCUGAAUCUUACACACUUUAAAGCAGUAUAAUUAAGCAAACAAUUGACAAAGAAACAUUUUGGAAACUUUCUCACUGAAUUGGAAUUGUAAACUAGUUUCCCAAUAAAUUACUCUAAAUUCAUAGCAGCCUUUACAUUGACAUUCACAUAGCAAUAAACUCUCUCUUACAUGUGAGAUAUUUUAAGAUUCUGUAAAUGCGGUGUUUGGAAGUUUAAGGGUUUUAGGUUUUUUUUUAUUUUUUUUUAUUAUUAUUUUCUGACUGAAGAUGACAUCACAAUCUAUAGAUCUUUUAGCCAAUCACAGCUCUGUAAGGGUAUUGUGCCUUCAAUGUCAGUAUGUAAUAGUGUGAGACGCAAUCACUUCCAAUUGUUAAUCCAUCCAGACUGCUCAAUCUGUUAAAACUUUGAACCAGGAAAUAAGUAAGGCUCUCCAGUGUACAUGCAGUAUGUGUGAGGGGGGUGCAACUGACCUCUCUAUCAGAAGUAUAUUUGUUUUUUUUAUGCUUCAGCUGUGCAGUGAAGUGAUACAUUAAUAUGAGCAGAGGCAAAGUACACUCACAUGAUGGGGACAAAAGCAGGAGGGGACAUUAAACGAAUGCAGUGUCUGUCAUUGUCCUUGCACUGAUAACAGCCCUGUUAUUAUCCCUGCUGGUUGCAUAAUUUUAUUGUGCAGUUAUAAAAGAGUAUAUAAAUGAGAGGUCAGUCUCACCCCCUCUCUCAAGCUGGCAGGGCAUUGAAAAGCCACAAAAUGUUGCGGAUCAGAGUUCUAUCAGUUUGAAAGCUUGCAAAGUAAAGACAGCCAGUCACUUCACAACCAGAAGCAAGUGUUUGUCACGCUGCCAUGAAUGCAAUUGUCAUCUGAUUGCAACAUAAGUAUUAUUUUUUCAUACCUGAAGUGGGUGAAGAGCUGCUCUGUCCUUCCUCUGAUUGACUUUCCCUGACCCUCACCAAUCAUCACACUUAACGCCAAAACCAACCCAACCAAAGACGGCAACAAGUACAAGCAUAGGAACUAGGGUAGGGUGUACCCUGCCUCUGAUUGGUCUUCGCCCACCUCAGGUAGCAAAAAAAACAAGAUGUGUCGCCAGGAGGACCAAAAUGAGGAGGAGGAGUUAAUGCAGCAGGAAGUGAACUGACUAUUGAAUGACAAAGAAUCUGAAUGUACAAAGAUUUUGGGGAACACGCUAGUCCCAUGAAUAGCACAAUAACUAAAUAAUACAUUACACUUUGAUUAUGAUAUCAUUGAAGUGUUGAGAUGACUGGAACAACCAUUCCCCCUCCUCUCCUCCUCCUCCACCAAAGCUUUUCUGCUCAGGAACAAACUUGUUUAGAGAAACAAAAAAAAAGGGAUGGAAAAGGUGAUUUUAAACGAAAUAGGGUACAAAGUUUAAACUAUUAGUAUUAAAGUACAUACAACAGUAAAGCUGAUUUAUUUUACUGCAGCAAUUAAAGAAGCAAGGAAUGUCAGAUAUGAUGAAGAAAGAUAUUAAAGUGUGUGUUGUUGUGGGUGCCUGCAUGCUGACAGCACAACAGGGCUUUAGGUGAAAUCUUUCAAGAGAGAGUGGAUCCAGUGUUGAUAAAAAAAAUGUGAAGAUAAUUGGAUAAUAAGAUUUAUCCAGUGGUUAUCUCAUGACAUGUAAAAUAGUUGUAAUGUGUGCCUGUGUGUGACAUAUGUAAGCAUUGCAAGGCUUGCCUUGGUUUGAGCUUUAUAAAGUGAAAUCUCAUGUAUAAGAGUUUUGAUUUAAAAGCAGUAUUCGCACAAAUAAAGAAAACAAU
This is a messenger RNA of Paralichthys olivaceus (Japanese flounder), 5306 nucleotides long. RefSeq names its product solute carrier family 43 member 1b (gene slc43a1b). NCBI's taxonomy places the organism in Eukaryota, Metazoa, Chordata, Actinopteri, Pleuronectiformes, Paralichthyidae. Gene Ontology annotation, biological process: transmembrane transport; neutral amino acid transport. The record is from RefSeq and is a predicted model, not a curated record. Gene Ontology annotation, molecular function: neutral L-amino acid transmembrane transporter activity; L-amino acid transmembrane transporter activity.